Molecule: messenger RNA, 15117 nt
Organism: Rhineura floridana
Lineage: Eukaryota; Metazoa; Chordata; Lepidosauria; Squamata; Rhineuridae
Product: formin-like
Exons: 17
Coding region: 825-4574 (1249 amino acids)
Biological process (GO): actin nucleation
Cellular component (GO): cytoplasm; actin filament; endoplasmic reticulum membrane
Molecular function (GO): microtubule binding
Source: RefSeq, a predicted model, not a curated record
GAAAUAGCUGUGCAGAGUGUAAGACACAGUAACGCGAAACCAGGCUUGUUGGUUGGUUGUUCACUGGCUGAAAUCUGCAUUCCAGAUGAAACCUGUAGCAAAGCGGAAGAGUGAUUUUUAUUAUUAUUAUUCAGCUUCAAGGGCACCACAUUUAGUUAACUGCAGCUUUUCGGCAGUCAGAACUCUCCAGAAGUUAAAAGAAGACAUGGUUUUGGUGAAGAUUUUGAAAGAUUUGUCUUCUCAGGAUUUUGCAGUUUUGUAAUAUUUCUUCCCUUUGAAGGUUUUGCUAAAAACAGCUUUUGAUCAUACUGGGGAGCAUUUCAAAAAACUUUGAGGAGUUUUCUGCUGACAAAUUUUUAUGACUCUCAGGCCGGCAUAAGGAAGUAACAAACUGCAAGUACCAGCUGUUCAGUUUUUUUAAAAAAAAUCUGUCUUGUUACUGCAUUUUCUAGUAAGUAAAAGGCUUUGUGUGGCAGACAGGGCGUUAGACUUAGUGCAAAAAGUUGUAUUUUCAACUGUGAUUAGAUUUGCCUUGACAAAAAAAAGGACCUUUGUGUAAACAAUAGGUUUUGACGCUGCUGAGAAAUUUUGAUGGUAUGCAACACGAUGCAAAAUCUUCCAGUUUUGCCUGUGUUCAAGUUGUAAACUUUGGCUGGAAUUUUGCAUUUCAGACCACUUCGUUGUUGGAAAGAGCACUGUGUGAUCUGCUUCCCUCUGUGAUGUUUGAGUAAUAGACUGAAUAAAAGACAUUGCUAGGGAGCAAUCAUAUAGAAAUGAAAUAGUAUCUGUUCCAGGGAUAUAAGGACUAUUGUGAUUUGCCCAACAUGGAAGCAAAUCAAACUUCUGACUGCAGCGAGCUCUCCCAUGUAGAGAGGGCAACUGAGUCUGAACCAGGCCAAACUCUCUUCACUAAAUUUUCUAUGAAAGCACUUUUUGGAUUUACAGCUAAAUUGGAAUCUAGAACUUCAAAAGAGCAAGCUGUUCUUAAAGGAUUUCGAAAUGUCAGUGAUAUCAAUAGCCAUACUGACAACCAGGAAGUGAGGAGCAAAAUGAAUGGAGAUGAUGAUCCGGAUAUAGAUAAUCUACUUUCAGAAAUAAUGCAGGCGGAAAGCACAAGCAAUGCUGAAGCAAUUUUAGAAUCUGGAACUUGCAACAUGUUUGCUCUGGAGUCUGGUGCCAUUGACCCAGUUGUCUCAGGAGUGGAUGAUUGUGUGCUAACUGACCUGAAAGUUAUAGCUAGUGCCUCAGGUAACUGUGAGGUUGAUGUUAGCAAACUCGUUGAUUCCGAAGGCAGUGUCCCAGACACUGGUGCUUAUGGUUCAGCUGACUUGGUAAUGCAGGAGGAGAAUGAGCCAUCUCUUUCCAAUUUAGAUUCUCUUCACUGUCCUUUGUCUGAAUUCAGCGAACAAGAUGACAAGGAUGCCAUUCUUAUUCAGGGUACUUUGGUUCACACAACAAGUGACACAGAAUCAGACAAUGAACCUACAGACCUAAACGAUGAUGGAAAUAAAACAACGAAACUUGUUUUAAAUUGUGCUGUGUCUGUAGAGGAUAAUGACCAAAAUAAAGAAACGCUGGAAACAGAAGGAUAUAGAGAAAUCGAUGAUACUAUCUGUGGAGAUAGAACAGAACAAACUCUACCAAAUUCUAAAUCUCCUUCAUCAGAAAUGGGUGAUACACUGCAAGAAAUUUGCUCAGAUAUCAAAGACACAACAGUAACCAAUGAGAACCAAGGAGAAGAUGCUCAGGAGCCUGUAGAAGAGCAAGGACAUCUUGCAAGCAGUUCCAGUGUUGCAUCAAUCCAAAAAUCUUCAAGUGAGAAGACCUUUCAGCUUCCUGCCUUCUUUAGUGGAUUACGUGUACGAAAGAAAGGAUUGUCUUCAGAUCUGGAGGAAACAGUCACUGAAAUCAAGCAGAAGGACAGUGAUUUGGCUAUGCUUAAAUUAAAACAGCCGGUUAAAAAGUCUAAUAUUGCACCUGACUUAUUAACUAAAAGGAAACCAGCAGAGCCUAAACCUACUCCUACCUUUCUGGAACAACUCUCUCAAUUCUUAGGGCCAAAAAAUGAGGAUAAAGAUUCUGGUGAGGUAGUAAGAGAAUCUGGAAGCAGUGAGGAUGGCCAAGAAAGCAAGUCUUCCAUGAGAACAGAAUCCUCUUGCGCCUCUGAAGAGGCAAAACCAAGUCCUGCUGAAUCUGCACUGGAUGCAUUUAAAGCUUUGUUUACACGCCCUCCCAAAAAAGAGACAACGGCCGACACUUCAGAGCUAGAAGCAAUAAAACGCAAAAUGAGACAUGAAAAAGAAUCAUUGAAGGCAGUAUUUGAAAGGUCUAAAUCAAAAUCAGGUGAUGAAGCAACUGAUACAAAACCAACUGAUGUAGCCCUUUCAGAGCAGGACGACAAGACUCCAGGAAGACUCCAAACAGUCUGGCCGCCCCCCAAAGCAAACAAUGAAGAAGAGAAAGUAGGAUUAAAAUAUACAGACGCAGAGUACCAUGCUGCUAUUUUGCACUUGAAGAAGGAGCACAAAAGGGAAGCUGAAAAACUGAAGUCUGAGUUUGAACUGAAAGUCUUUCAUCUUCGAGGAGAGCAUGCUUUGUCAAUAGCAAAGCUUGAGGAAGACAUUACAAAUUUAAAAAAUGUACUGGAAAAUACAUUAUACAGGAGAAGUGAGGAAGCAAAGGAUAUCUGUGUAUCAACUGAAGAUGAUUACCCACCAAAGACAUACAGAAAUGUAUGCAUACAAACUGACAGAGAAACUUUUAUAAAGCCAAGUGAAGAUGAAGACCGGACAGUUAAAAAUAACCAAACAAUACCUAAAAAGUUGAUUAUACCUUGUUUGCAUAAUAGUAUUUCUGCCUCAUCUGACCAUAAAGAAUCAUGCAAUUAUGGCCAUGCCUCAGGGAAUGCUAUCUCUCAGAUGGAUCAAAGAUUGCCUCCUCCUCCUCCUCCUCUUCCACCUCCUCCACCUCCUCUUCCGCUUUUGCCAUCUGGUUCAAUCCCUCCACCCCCAGCCUUAUCGCCAGGCAUGGGAUCCACCCAUCCUCCACCACCACCUCCACUUCCUGCAGUUUUGGGGGCUCAGCUACCCCCACCACCCCCACCACCCCCACCAGGGUCUUCUCCAUUAGGAACAGGACCUCCUCCACCACCACCUCUUGGAUCUAGUUUCCUUUCCAGUAGCAUGUUAUCAUCAAGCCAAGGUCCUCGAAAACCUGCCAUCGAACCCAACUGUCCUAUGAAGCCACUCUAUUGGACUAGAAUACAGAUAAAAGACAGCAGCCAAAAUUCAUCACCAACUCUGUGGGAUUCAUUAGAAGAACCUGAUAUAUGUGAUACCAGUGAAUUUGAAUGCUUAUUCUCCAAAGAAACAGCUCAGGAAAAGAAAAAGCCAUUAGCAGAGUCUUAUGAAAAGAAAACAAAAGCCAAAAAGAUUAUCAAACUGUUGGAUGGAAAGAGAUCUCAAGCUGUUGGAAUUUUGAUUUCCAGUUUACAUUUGGAGAUGAAGGACAUACAACAAGCUAUACUAAAUGUGGAUGAUUCAAUAGUCGAUCUAGAAACCCUGGAAGCACUGUAUGAGAACAGAGCACAAAAGGAUGAACUGGAGCGAAUAAAGCAGCAUUAUGACACAUCAAAAGAAGAAGAAGUGAAACUUCUGGAUAAACCAGAACAGUUUUUAUAUGAGUUAUCUCAGAUCUCCAAUUUUGCAGAACGUACCCGAUGUAUAAUCUUUCAAUCUGUCUUCAAUGAAGGAAUAACUGCAGUGCACCAUAAAGCUGAUAUUGUUAACCAUGUUUCUAAGGUAGCUGAAUCAAAACUGAUGGAGUUGCUAGAUUUGAAAAGUGUGAAAGACAUUUUAGGAAUGAUUCUGGCUUUUGGAAAUUACAUGAAUGGAGGGAACAGGACGCGUGGCCAAGCAGAUGGGUUUGGUUUGGAAAUACUUCCCAAAUUAAAGGAUGUUAAAAGUAGAGAUACCGGUAUCAGUCUUGUGGAUUAUGUUGUGAUAUAUUACCUACGCCAUUGUGACAAGGAUGCAGGAACAGACAAGAGUGUGUUUCCUUUGCCAGAACCACAGGAUUUAUUCCAGGCAUCUCAAGUUAAGUUUGAAGACCUAAUAAAAGACUUAAGAAAACUGAAGAAAGAUCUAGAAGUUUGUGAAAAACAGAUGAAAGUGGUUUUCAGAAACUCACCAGAUGAACAUCUCCAGCCCUUUAAGGAUAAAUUGGAAACUUUUUUCCUGAAAGCUGUAGAAGAACAUAAGACAGAGGAGAGCCAUUUGGAGCAUGUACAAAAGUGCUUUGAAGAACUGGUGGGAUAUUUUGGGAUAAAGCCGAAAUCUGGUGAAAAAGAGACCAUGCCAAACUACGUUUUCACGGUAUGGUACGAGUUCUGCAGCGACUUUAAGACCAUUUGGAAACGAGAGAGCAAAAACAUUUCCAAAGAAAGACUCAAAGUUGCUCAACAAUCAGUGAGCAAGUUAACUGCAGAAAAGAAAGUGGAAACAAAGAAAAUCAAUCCUUCUGCCAGCCUGAAAGAAAGACUACGUCAGAAGGAAGCCAGUGUGACCACCAACUGAAAGAAGACACAUGAAAAUAAUGACAGUGUGAUUUAAUACCUUGCAUGAUGCUUCCCUCUUCCCACUCCCUAGAGAGCACCUUAUUUUAGAUGUUAUGAAGUUCUACUUUGCUCUUCUCUUCAUCAGACAAUCCUCAGAAGACUUCUCAAUCCCUUGGCUUGUACAGAAGAGGGAACAAUAAGAAGUUUGUUUACAUGGGAAUUAUGGACUAUAUUAUGCACUAAUAUAGAAGACAGCAAAAGCAAGAUUUUAGACAGUGAAUUAGAAAGCUUUAUGCCAGCUGCAUCCGAAGUAUGGGAUGGCUGAGGCUCAUAUAAGCCUAUUGCACUCUGUGCUGGCAGACUGCAAGAUUUAUUGAUUCAGUGUCAGUUUAAAAUGAUUUUCAUGGUUUCCUAAGGCUUAUCUUUAUCAUCUUAAAAAAUGGUGGACAUUAAGUGUAUCAGAUGUAUUCUGUAUUUUAUUACAAUUAUUUUUAUAGAAAUGCAGAAACACUGUUUUUGCACAUGUGGAGAGAGACAUAAUAUAUAUUUUAUUCUGCUUGAAUAAGUUAUAGAUAAUGUAACUGGUACAUUCAUUAUGUUUGGUGUGUUGUUCAUAGUGUACUAUUCAUUUGUCUAAUGGCAAAAGGAAGACUUUCCAUAUCAACAUGAGGCCAAGUUAGCAACAUUCAGAAAUGCUUUAUUUAUAGUCAGUCAUCUAGCUGUAGACCAUGUAUUUCCUUUAUUUAUCAUUAAUCUGUACCAAAGCCUAUAUUCUUUCAUAGUCAGCACUGCGGUGAAACUGAUUUUUAGAACAUGUUUACAUUUUCCCAUGCAUAGGGGUGUGUGUGUGUGUGUGUGUGUGUGUGUGUGAGUGAGAGAGAGAGAGAGAGAGAGUUUACACAGAUAUGCAUACCUUGUACAUAUGUUAUUCAUAUGCACUCUAGUACAUAGACUUUAAAUAGAAAGACCAUAUUGCUUUCCCAAUGAGGUACUGUGGCAGCUCAUGUGAAGUGCCAUGUAGAUCUCUGUCACAGGUAUGUCAAGGUCUCUCCCCUCUACAUGUAGGUGGGGAAACUGUAGGAAUCACAGAAUCAUGAUCUUAAAAUUAAAGAGCAAUGAAAAAAUAAUCAUGUAAAAUAAAAUGCUGAUAGUCAUUAAUACUUAAGCAAAGACCAACAAAUGGUUGCCUCGGCAACUAAAGAGUGUACCAAGAAGGAGAUGAACAGGGAUUCUGUGUCCUAGAGGACACUGGAAAUAUGGUAUAGUGAACAAGUAUGGUAAAUUAAAUUGAGAAAGGAAUGUAGAAGAAAGAGAAAAUACAUCAUCUAAAGAACAAUCAGAUUUAAUAAAAGGUCUAGCCAAGGUUGAUUCACAUCAUUGCAUUGUUAUUAAAAAAUAACUUAUAAUUUCGUGUUAUAGGAAGUUAAUGUAACUGUUAAAACAACCUAUUUGAAAGAUUUAGCAUAUAGUAUACUGUUUAUCUUACAUAAUUAAAGGGAAAGGUUUUAAGAUAGCACAUGUUAUAUCUGCCAUUGAUAUGCAAAGGUUGCUGAAACUCAUUUACUAUCCUAAAUAUUGAGAUUAUAGUACAAUUAAUGACAUUCUAAUUAUUUUCCUCUUUAAUAUAGACAUUCAUCAUAUAGCCCUACAAUUUUCCAUGUUGAAGGAAAGAAAAUUUCAAAAAAAAUUGAAAUAGUUUGCAUGAAGCUCAGGAACAGGAAAAUUGUAGCAUUAGAAAUGCAGACCAGAGUAGCAAUACAAUCUAGGAAAGCCAAAGAGUAGCAAAUAGUAGUCAAGGAAUGGUAAUAAGCCUCUUACAAAGUCAUGUGGAACUUUAGUGACAUGCUUCUGACUAAAAAAAAGAUAUGUUGUAAUGGAACUAUGUUGAAAUUUAAGGACAUAUUCAAUGUAAACCUCCAUUUAAAACUUAUAUCAGCAGCCACACUACAAUUAGUUCAACUGAAACUGAUCUAAUUGAUGUAUUCUUUCACAAGGGAUGUAAUGCCAAUACUGAUAAGAGACCUGAGACCAUUAAUACUGAUGCUAUCAGCUGAUCUUAAAGUCACAUGCUAGCAGUAAGAAGGCAUAGUUAACAUUGGUGAGUAUUGUAUUAUCGAUUUUUUGGGAACUGAGAUAGUGAAAUUUACCUGUGACUAAAAUGAUCCAAAACAUUGUAGAUUGGUAUACAGUACUUUACCACAGGAUGUUGCAAGACCUGAAUUGUAUAUAUGGUUGUAUUCAACAUAGCAUUAAGGAGAUUAUUCUAGACCUAAAGCUUCUCUCAGCAGCUCACUGGGAAUCAAUUUUUCUGAUUUCUUGCUGCAUCAGAAAUUUACUGCUUCUUCCCUCAUGCUGAUGAAUAGUUUUUCUUCUCUUCUUUAGAGCAGUCUUGUAAAUAUAUUGAAGCAUGUUCUGACUUGAAUCACCAUUUUCUGACUUAAAUCACCAUUGCUUUCUUAGCAGUCUGGUCCUUUGGAUCAGCUUAAGAUACUUAGCAGUGAAAUACAGUCCUGUUCUUGUCAGCUGGGGGGCAUUUAGUUCUCUCUGCUCCUCUUGUGAGGAAACCUCCAUUCCUUUCUUACUGAAAACUCAGGAUGCUACAGAGGCAAGAAAAACUCAGCCUCUUCAUGCUCCCCACAAAGUUAUGUAAGCCUAUUUGCAUAGGGCAGAUGUACUACAAAAAGGCUAGGAAAAUAUUUGUGCCAUUCUGCAGUUAAAGGCAGCUGUCCUUUUUGCAUAUGCAAUAGGAAAAGCAUAUAGUAUAUGUUAAAUAUAAGGAAUUGUAACCAGUGUUACAAAUUGUAACAGUGUUACAAAUCUUUCCUCAUCAUUGAUCUCAUCUAUAUCUGAUUCUUCUGUUAUUUUUUAUUUAAUUCAUCUUAAUACAUGGUGAUCAAAAGUGCAUGCAGUUAAAGCACUUUUCACAGUACACAGUGAAAUUACCAAUUGUGCUUGUGUUUUUAUUGUUUUUAAAUCUAUGCAGCAUACAAAAUUGUGACCUCAUGGUGGAAUCCCAUCCACAUUUCCUCCAAUUUUGAGAAACACUGCGGGGUGGGGGGUUUCGAGAGACCUGUAAUGUGACUCCCAGCUUCAUUGAACUUACGCAGUCUAGGCUUGUUGUGGUGUCCAAUUCUAGACUGGAUGUGGGAGCCAUCAGUAGGAAAUUAAACAUCUCUGGGUCAAAGUUGUAUGGAAUGCACAUUAAUAGGUUUCCAUUGAGUUGCUGUUAGCAGAGCUCCUUUUACAGUAUUGUUAUAACAGUCAAUUCUCUUGUUUGGCUAGUUCCGAUAGUUCUGUUUAGUCUGAGAAGAAUCUUUUGUCCUAAGCCCAUUAACAUCUCACAGUUAUUCAGAGCCCAUUUCUGGAUUGUUUUGUUUAUUUAAAGUUUACUGACAGUAGCACUGGGAAUGGAUCUAAAUGGAACAUAAACAACUGGUCCUGUCUCAUGCCUUGCAUUUUUGAUUUCUGAUACUUAACUACCCUGCUGUGAACUGGAACAAUUCCUUAUAUUCUGCUUCCUGAUGCCAAAUUGAUGAAAACAAUUAAAGUGCCAUGGCACCUUGAGACAGGACCAUUCACACUGUAAAUGAGAGUGUUGAGAAUGUGGGUUAAAUGGGUCCAUUCAGAGUUCAGCACAUAGUGCAAGCAGUUACAGCAUCUGAUCACUUCACUACACAGUCACAUAAUAGUUUCACCCACAUUCACCCACAUUACCGCUCAAUCCAUUUUUGGAAGCUAUGAGAGAACUGUGGUAAAUGUGAGUUGAACUGCAAGCUGGAUAUGUAGCGAGACAAGUGUACUGCCAUUUGAACAUGUGCCAAACUUCACAUGGUUACACUCAACCAACAUUAUCCUCAACAUAACAAUUUAGUGAUGUGAAUUUUCUUUAGCUGGUUAUUAUGUCAUUAAGUGUACUCCAAAAUAUUGUGUUUUUUUCCUUCUGCCUAACACAGAUUAGUACAACUGUUCUUCUGGAAAACAAGACAGUUUCUACCAGUGAAAGAUCAUGCAAACUUUCAAGCUAACACAACCCCCCGCCCUUAUAAAAUAAAAUAGAAGUAGCAAAUUCAGAACUAACACAAACUGCGAGAAGAAUAUAUACAAAUAAGAAUAGCUUGACUACAUAUGUUGGUUACUUUGGCCAUUGUUGUGCCUCUGCAUGUGUCCCUCUUGAUUAAUAUUUUAUUAUUAGGCUACUCGUGCCUACCAUUCUGACAGUACUGUGUAACUGUUAAGUCGCAGAAACAGUAGCAACUUUCUAAAUGAUUAUGCCACAUGUGUACUGGCAAAAAAGCUGCCUUUCCAUUCUGAUUCAAAAAAAUUAAAGUCUUUUUUACUUUAAUUAAAUAAUAUGCAUUGUUUCUAUUCAUCUUAAAAACAAAGUAUUGUACAAUUGGGUUGAAAGCAUGCACUCUUUCACAAACAGGUUUAAUAAGCGGUUGUAUCUCAUUUUUUCUAUAACACCAUUCUCCAAGACCAACAAUUCUUUUUUCCCAAGACAAUCAUUCCAGAAGAAUCAUUUGCAGUGUGCACCUCUGCCUGUUUCAAGAGUUCCUUGUAGUUGCUGUUUUUCCGAGUCUUUCCCAGUUUUUCUCUCUUGCUACAUUUGACAAUCUCUUCAUCAUGGAUUGUUUUCUUAUGAAAGCUCUCCCUACUUUCCCUUUUACUUCAAAAAAUCACUAAACUCACAGUUUGAUCAUGUAAUACUUUCAUUUUUCUCAGACACUGAAACCUGCCAAAACCUGUAUAAUUUUUCUUCCAGUAUAUUUCACAUUCAAUGUGAAAUAUGAUUAGUUACAGUCCCUUCAUAAAAUAGUUACUCAUCUUCAAUUUCUUGCUAGUUAAGGAAGCAGAAAUCAUUGUUUCUGUGGCCUAACUGCUCUGGUUUUCCCAUUCAGAAGUUCUCUGUUAGGCCUCUAAGUGGUGUGGAAUCCUAUAGCAUGUUGAGAAUACUGUUGGCAUUCAUUCUGAAUAAGACAAAUUUAAAGUUCCCAAGAUGGGAAUAGUCUCCCACACAGAACACAAAACAAAAAGCAGAGAAAUAGUUCCACACAAAAUCAUUCUGUUUCCCAAAGGUUUCAUGAGACUGCAUUAAAAGGCUUUAUACGUUUGGGUUUGUUCUGAGCCACUCUUCAUCUGAAGCAUAUCAAACUGGCUUUUCAUAUGAAUGGUAUUUUUAAUUCACACUUCUAAGUCCUCUGCCUACUCUACAAACAAUUCUUAAAAAAUGUCUACAUUUUACAAAAAAUGACUUAACAGCUACUUCAGUUUUGUAUUGUUUUUAGUUUAGAAAAAAAUAACAAAUAAUUCCAAACCACAAUGCUAAACCAUCUAGAGGAAAGAAUGCGAAAUAUGCAAAGAUCUUUCACAAUGAAGAAUGACAUUACCUUUUCCCUCUUCUGUUACCGCCACAUAUGAGAUCAUAAGCAAUUAAAUGCAUUCUGUUUUUUUGCAGAGAUAUCUGAAUAAAUUCCUUUCAUACCUCUGUCAUCCUAGAAGCUGCAUCAGAAAUUUAGAACACAGAAUCUGAAGAUUGUUAUUUAGAGCAUCCAGUUGUACAUAAUGCAUAGACAUUUUACUUGGGUAGACAACUUCAUUGGCUCAGAACCCCAUAAAAAGGUUUCCCAGGGUCAAAGGCAAUGUUGCAAAUAUGACUGGCAGCACAACCUUCAAUUAUUAUUAAUUUAUUAUUAUUAUCAUUAUUGACUCAAAAUUAUGAGACUUACUCCCUAGUAUUUAUUAAUUUUAUUACAUGUAUAUCUCAUCUUUCUUCCCAUAAUGGAACCUAAGACUACAAACAUGCAGCCCUCAGGUGGUCACCCAUUCAGACUCAGACCUGCCUAGCUUCAGAUGGGUUUUGAUCUUAGGUGUCUUCAGACUAUACCUGGGACUAAUGUGUAUUUAAGUUUGCAACCUCCCUAAUCUUCCCAUAUAAAAGAAAAUGCAAAUACCUCUUGUUUGUGGAGGCUGGCUAUAUCUGUUUUUAAAUGUGAUAGUCUACACUAGUGUGAACUUACAAGAUCUGAACAGGGUGGUUCAUGACAGAAGCUCUUGGGUGUCACUGAUUCAUAGGGUCGCCAUAAGUCGUAGUCGACUUGAAGGCACAUAACAACACAACAACAACACUAGUGACAUAAAUAACAAAUCUACUAGUAGACUUUUGUAUUUUUUAAACUAUUUUUAUUGAACUUUACAUUUCUUUAAAACAACAAUAAUACUUUAAUACAAUACACAUGAAAACAGAUGUUAGUAAUUAAAUAUUAAAAUUAUUAAAACAGUAUCUAAAAUAUAUCCCUCUCCUCCCCCCCUGGCAAUGACAUAAUUUUUAAAUAGAUUCACUUAAUCUACCAACCUGAGUAAAGUAUUUUAAAAGGAAAGAGAAAUUAUAGGGCAUUCAAAAUGUUAUAUGAUAAAAAAAAAAUCCUUAUAGUUUAGGCAUUCCAACUGGCCAUGUACUCUGUUGAUGGCUCCCAUCCCUGUGUUGUUUGGUUUACAUAUAAUAUGAAGGGGUACCAGGAAUCUACAAAGGUUUCUUUCUUCAACUCACCCCUAGCUUGUUGGAGUUUGGAGGUUAAUUUCUCCAUGAGCCAUACUUUUUGUGACCAGUACUGUAUUGAGGCACCCUUUACAUCUUUCCAAUGCUUAGCAAUUGUGAGAUGAGCUGCCAUAAGUAGCUGACCUAUCAAAUUAUUACAUUGUAUAUCCUUAUUGGAGUCUAGAAAUAAAUUCCAAAUAGCAAGUUGUGGUGUUUGGUUAAUGUCUUGCUUGGUUAUUUGCUUAAUUUAGACUUUUGUAUUUUAUGAUUGAUAGCCUCCUUGAACAGACAGGAAAAGCACGAUUUAAAUUUGUUAAACAAAUAAAAUAAGGUCCCACAAAAAGUGUUUUGUUUAUUUGAAUAGGAGAAACCACAUGUUGUAAUCUCCACUAUUUAAAUCAAUUGGACUUAAGCAUAUUUGAUUAUGAUUAUUAUUUUGUUAGAUUGUGCCCAAUGAUUGUAUCUUUUGUACAGGUAAAAACAUAAUCUGAAUCUAGUGCUUGAAAACAUCCUUUUGUAUAAUACUGCUAUGUGGACACAACAAAGUUCAGUAUCUGAGAAGCUUGGUUUAUGUCUUCAAUGUCCAUUUUAAACAUUUUGCCAUUUGUUUGAGCCUCCUUUGUCCCCAAACCAUAUCCCUGAUCCAGAGAAACUGUAAGCAUAACAGAAGACUAUCCACUUCUGCUACACUUUUAACUUCUUUCAACAGCCUUCUGCAAGGGCUCCAGAUAAUACUUUUAUGAACUCUUUGCCUCCAGUGCUGGAUGUGGUCGUUUGCAACAGCUUUUUUUUGCUAUAGUUGAUCUGUGUGCAAACUGCUGUUUCUGGAUCAGGGGAGACAUGCUUCCAACCUCAUCUCUGCUUGACUCUUACAGCCCCAAUGCAUCCCUGCCUGUGAUCUUUUCUUAUCGAGUUCCACCACCCUCAGCUGUCCAAAGAUUUCCUGCUGCCUCAAAUGAUUUUGUCCUUUCUCUCUUGCUGCCCCAUUUGCCUGUAACUGCCUCCUAGAAUGCCUCACCAAUGCUAGCAUCUCUUUCUUCAAAUCUGUUCUCAAACCCACCUUGUUGGUGAAGUCUUUCACAUAACCUCCUAAUCCCCGUACCCUACCGUAUCUGACAGUAGGACAUGUCAUAACUUCAGUUACGUUAUAUUCCUGUUUAUCCCUCCUUCCAUUUCUCUCAUUUUCCUCUGUUGUUUUUAGAUUGUGAGCCCCUUGUGGGAGGUACCUGUGAUUACUUGAAAAGUGCCAUGUACUGGGAUGGCACUACAUAAGUAAAGAGUAUUUUGAAGUUUUAUGAAUUCCUCUUCCUUAACCAUUCUGAUGUGAAUUUAAGUGUGUGCCUUUCUGGAAUGUCGAUACAAGGACAAAAGCAGGCCUUCUCAUUCUGUCUCUUGAAAAGGGAAGUGAUCUUAAGAUGGCCUCUUCCAUGAUCCUGAUUCCCAAGAGAUCUGUAGCUCUUCCUGUUUUCCAGCCCCAUGAGACACCUUUUGAUACAAAUUCCAAAAUAAUGUAAACACUGUGUUCAGAAAUCACAAAUCUCCUGGUGAUCUUCAAACCACUUCCUGCAAACAGUUCUGCUGAAUGCAUGUGAAUGCAUUUAAAAGUCUAUGUUUACUUAUUCAAAAAUGUAUGUCCCACCUUCUAGUGCUCAUACACUACUCAAGCCCACUUGCAGUCAUUUAAAAUAGCAAUUUUAAAAAUCAAAAUAACAACAAUAAAAAUAACUAAAAAGCCACAAUAGCAGAGAUCACAGAAAAAUUAUCUUCACAGGGAAUACUUAGCAGGCAAACGCCUGCUGGAACACAAAUGUAUUUACCAGCUGAUGAAAGAUAUCCAGAGAGGAGUCCAAGAGUCAUGGUUUUCCACAAUAUUAGUGCAGUCACUGAAAAGGCCUUAUCUCUCAUCAUCAUCUAUGCCUCAGCCCUUUCAUAUUUCAAUGACACAACGCACUCAUAGUUGAAAGAUUGAUGUUUUGUGUCAAUCAUUAUGAAUAAUGAUCUUUUUAGAAUGUGUUAUGAGGGCUUUUAUCAACUCUUUGUGAAUGUAAACGAAUUUCUUCCUCACCAACAUCUGAAAGUUAGAUCAAGAUAUUCAGUUGUAUUACAUCACCUUCUUCUUUGGUAUGCAAUAAAAACAUUCCUCUGUGUUUGAAUAAAUAAACAUCAUAAGCAACAUUUCCCAAUUUACAUGCUAUAGAAACCACAAAGACUGUAAGAAGGUCAGGAAAACAUUGGUAUUUCCAGCCAACUCACAAACAAAUAUUGCUAAGCACACAGUUUAUCUCUUAGAGCAUGGGUUACAACGGACAUGCAUUCUGAAGUUGAGAGUAGAAGCUAACUUGUCUGUCCUAUGACCCAAUUUCAUGAGUCACUAAUGCUGACCAAGAAGCGCGUAGGACUGGGUAUGAGAAUCCCAGCACUGGCAUAAGGGCAUAGUUUGCAAACCUCAUGCCAGCACUAGGCUUUUACCCUAGCCUGACUGCCAGCACAAUAACAAGUAUUGGUGCUAUCAUUAGUGCCCUUUCUGUCCCACUAAGCAGUGGGAAAGGUUUCCUCAAUCCCCUUCUGCACUAUCCCGUAGGCACUUCAGGAGCCCCCAAGGUACAAUAUUUCUUACAACGGGCAGAACUGUUAGAUUUCACGUUAGCCAUGGUGGUACAACUAAAGCAGAUGACUGACAGGCUUUUAAAACUAGUUUGACCGCAGCAUCAAGUAGUGACUUGUAUGUCUGAAUGAUCAAUCACAUUAAAUACCACAGAUUGAUUGGGGAGGGGAUGGCCAGACAGGAAAGGGUUAAGCAGCCUCUUUCCUGUCAUUCCUUCCCUCAAACUCACAGCCUUCUGGGACUAGCUUGGUCAAGGAGAAAUGAGGGAAAGUUGCACAGAACCUUGUGCCAUAUGUCUAGUUUGGAUCUGAGUUGCUUAAACAAAAGCAAAUUUGAAAGAUUUCAUAUAAUGUCAUUCCAUAGAGCUUGGUUUCAUGAGAACAGGUCUCUUUGGGUCUGUUCCUGAGAUUUCAGAGGCAGAUAGGCAAUGCUUGUGUAAUGAUGAUGUAAUCCAGACUACAGCAGUGCAUAUAGACCAGGCACUUGUGUGAUAUAAAAUAAAUAUCUGAGCUUAUAGCAAGGGCUGGGAAUUGACAAUGUUCUUGAUAUAUAUUUUUUCAUUACACAUAAAGAUCUUAAACAGAAAGAGACUAAAUUGCCCAAGUAUCGAGUCGUCUAAUACAGCAGAUGUUGCAUAGUAGUUAAGAGCACGGCAUGGGAGCCAAGGAAAUGGUGGCUCAAAUCUCAUCUUAAUCAUAAACUUACUGAGAGUCAUUAGGUAAGUUACUGUGUCAUGGUUUUGGUCAUCUAUCCCCAUCCUAUGCCAUCUAGGAUGAUAGUAAUACUAGCCCAACCUGGCAAGGCUGUUGUAAUGAUUAAAGACACAGAGUUAAUUAGGUGUUUGGGGCACUUAGGGAAAAAAACCACUUGUAUAACGAUACUUAGUAUCCUAAGAAGGUGUGAUAUUGUUAAAGAAACUAUAAUUUCUAUGGGUGGUAUUUAAUGCCAGUCUUACUCAGAGUAGACCCACUGAAGAUAGUAAAUAUUACUAUCUUAGGUUCAUUCAUUUCAAUGGGUUUGUUCUGAGCAGGACUUAGUUGAAUACAACCCUUAAACUAUUGUUAAAACAAUAGUAAGUGUAUAUUAAAUACAUAUAAGACCAAUGGGCAGGAAGGUGAGAUGGAAAUGUGAAAUCUGUGACGUUAAUAUGACGUACUACCCCAUCAAUAAGUAUCUAGGAUGUACUGCUAUUUUCACCAACACAAUAUUGCUGUGACAUAGGAAGCGCUUGAUGCAUUUGGUGCAAAUAUGGAGGAUUUAUUUUUUUGAAAAGCUGAUUGGGUUACGCUCAGAUAUUCUUUACAGUUAUGUAUCAUAUGUUCCUGUUAAGUUUUUUAAAUUUUAUUGGAAAUUUCAAGAUGAGUUAAAUUUGUAAAAAUGUUUUUAUUUUUCAAAGAACGAGAUAUGGGACCAUUGCUUGUA